Molecule: messenger RNA, 2115 nt
Organism: Periconia digitata
Lineage: Eukaryota; Fungi; Ascomycota; Dothideomycetes; Pleosporales; Periconiaceae
Source: the annotation of a GenBank genome assembly
CUCUUGUUCUUCUAUCCUCACCCAGAUACCUACCAUUGUAUAUCUCUUCCGGCUAUGAACGUCAUCAAACUGCAGAGGUCAGUCACUCCUUGCCCGCGCUUCCCGCUGGCUUACCCCUCGCUCGCUGGACAUCCUCGAAAGGGGACCUCCACCACAAACAUACAUGGAUGCGAUAUGAAAUAUCCUCAAUUCGAACAGGGCGAAAUCUUUGGCCUGCAGGAUGCCUUUCGCAAGCUCGAUGUAGACGACAAGGGCUAUCUCGACGAGGCCACCGUCAUCAAGUCGACGCAGCAGUCCGAACACCAGCCUUACGAUGUGGUGCGCCAGGCGCUGAAGGAGGUCGAGCUGGAUAGCUCCAGGAGGGUCGAACUCGACGAUUAUGUUGAUCUCAUUGCCAAACUCCGCCAAUCCUCACCCGCCCAACAGCGUAUGAACACCGGUCCUGUACGCGCGCGAGCUGGCACCGGCCCAGGCAAUGCGCCUCCUGCGCCCGGCCAUGCCCACAAGACAAGCACUGGUGGAGGUGGCCGGAUCCAAGUCCAAGGCUCUUCCGCCAACGUGACACACACCAUCAACGAGGACGAGCGAACCGAGUUUACUCGCCACAUCAAUGCCGUGCUCGCUGGCGACCCUGACAUUGGCGAUCGUCUGCCUUUCCCUACCGAUACUUUUGAGAUGUUCGACGAGUGCAAGGACGGUUUGGUUCUGUGCAAGCUGAUCAAUGAUAGCGUGCCGGAUACUAUUGACGAGCGUGUAUUGAACAAGGUCGGGAAAAAGAUCAAGUCGCUCAAUGCUUUCCACAUGUCGGAGAACAACAACAUCGUAAUUGAAUCUGCUAAAGGUAUCGGGUGCUCCGUGGUGAACAUUGGCAGCGGAGACAUCAUCGAGGUUAGAGAGCAUCUUAUUCUAGGCUUGAUCUGGCAGAUCAUCCGUCGCGGUCUUCUCGGAAAAAUCGAUAUCAAGCUUCAUCCCGAGCUGUACAGACUUUUGGAAGAUGACGAGACAUUGGAGCAAUUCCUUCGCUUGCCUCCGGAGCAGAUUCUCCUGAGAUGGUUCAACUACCACCUCAAGAACGCCAAGUGGAACCGCAAGGUCACCAACUUCUCGACCGACGUCAAGGACGGCGAGAACUACACAGUCCUCCUCAAUCAGCUUAAACCCGAGCAGUGCUCCCGCGCACCCCUACAAACCAGCGAUCUUCACCAGCGAGCUGAGCAAGUUCUUCAAAAUGCCGAUGCUCUCGGGUGCCGUAAAUUCCUAACACCCACAUCUCUCGUAGCUGGGAACCCCAAGUUGAAUCUGGCAUUCGUUGCCAAUCUUUUCAAUACCCACCCAGGUCUCGACCCCAUCACGGAAGAAGAGAAGGCAGACAUCGAGGAUUUCGAUGCAGAGGGCGAACGUGAAGCUCGUGUCUUUACUCUCUGGCUCAACUCUCUGGACGUGCAACCAGUCGUACAGUCUUUCUUCGAAGACUUGAAAGACGGAGGCGUCCUGCUCCAAGCGUACGACAAAGUUAUUCCCGGCAGCGUCAACUGGCGCCACGUGAACAAGCCUCGAGAAGGACAAGAACUGAUGCGCUUCAAGGCGCUCGAAAACACAAACUACGCCGUUGAACUCGGCAAACACAACUCGUUCUCUCUGCCUGGUAUCCAAGGCGCCGACAUCACUGAUGGCCAGCGAACGCUUACCUUGGGCCUCGUGUGGCAACUGAUGCGCAGAGAUAUCGUCAGCACGCUCAAGGGCCUGGCGCAACGGCUCGGCAAGCGCGAGAUCUCGGACCCAGACAUGAUCCGGUGGGCCAACGAUAUGGCGAAGCGGGGCACCGGCCAGGGCACGCAGAUCCGCUCGUUCAAGGACUCAUCACUCGCCAACGCCAUCUUCCUACUCGAUGUGCUCUCGGGCAUGAAGAGCUCGUACGUCGACUACGAUCUCGUCGCCCCCGGCCGCAACGACGACGAGUGCUACCAGAACGCUAAGCUCGCCAUUUCCAUUGCUAGAAAGAUGGGCGCUACGAUCUGGCUGGUUCCCGAGGACAUUGUGGCUGUGCAGUCGAGGUUGAUUACGACGUUUAUCGGAAGUUUGAUGGCUACGCAGGAGAGACUUGGUGGUAACUAG